This is a messenger RNA of Pelagomonas calceolata, 1124 nucleotides long. The record is from the annotation of a GenBank genome assembly. Lineage: Eukaryota; Pelagophyceae; Pelagomonadales; Pelagomonadaceae.
AGCCACUGCAACUCGUACCCAUCAUUCCCGCAAUCGUGCGCCCGUCUCGGAGUUGCGCGACGACCUACUGACUCGACGCAGACGCGUGCAACCACUCAUCGUUGCAACGGUGACGAGCACAGGGCAACUGGCCAGCUCGACGUCAUCGAGAAAUGCUGCGGCUAGUAUGUACCGUGGUGGCCGCGUCGCUGGUCAGCGCGACGGCGGACAGUAGCGCUACACGCUGGGAGGCAGCAAAACUCGUGAGUGGCUUCCUGGGCCUCGACAAACAACGGGAAGCGCAGGCGCCGCCGCGCGGCCUCCAAGUCAUUGGCGGCGGCUUCGCCCGGACCGGCACGAAGUCCACCGAAGCAGCUCUCAUAAAACUAGGCCACAAGAUCUACGACACGCGGUCCAUCUUGGAAUGCAAACACGCGGACCGCUGGGUCAAAGCCGCCCAACAACUGCGUGACGGCAAGGAUGCGGAACUCCGGGCGCUGCUCGCCGACGUGGAGCAGCGGGGGUACACCGCGACUUUAGAUUUUCCAGUGAACCUCUUCGCCAAAGCUCUGGCCGACCUCCGCCCUCAAGCAAAAGUCCUCUUCACGACGCGCAACCUGGACAACUGGUACCGCUCCUGGCGCGACGUCAAUCAAAUUCUGGGCGUGUUUGUCUUGAGGCCGUGGUCGUGGCUCGUCGACUUUGGGUUCACCGAACCGUUAUGCGAGGCCUUCGGGUUUGAAUUUAUUGUGGCGCGCUACCCCGACCACGUCGACCGCGUCUUGCCGUGGUUCGAGCGUGUUCGUACUUUACCUUCCCUCGACCCGGAAGGUUCCAAGGAGCGCUGGGUCGCCUUCCACGAGAAGACUCGUAUUGAAUUGGUGAAGGCGCACGGCGACCGCGUAUUGAUCUUCGACGUCCGCGAGGGCUGGGCGCCGCUACUCACGUUUCUGGAAGUAGACGAUGAAAAACUCGCUUCAGAGGAGUUCCCGCGCGUCAACGACGUCCAGUCCCUCAAGACCGUGCGGAGAGUGAUGGAUUUCAUAGCGCUCUUCCUCCCGCUCUGGCCCAUGCUAGUACUAUACGCGAUCUACGCAAUGACGAAAAAGAAGGUCAAGACCGCCUAAUGUUACGUGUGACUACUC